Molecule: messenger RNA, 1362 nt
Organism: Rodentolepis nana
Lineage: Eukaryota; Metazoa; Platyhelminthes; Cestoda; Cyclophyllidea; Hymenolepididae
Source: the annotation of a GenBank genome assembly
AUGUUGCAGCUCUUAGUACGAUUUCCACCUUCACUCCCCUUUCUUACUAAGUUUGAACGGUCCUUCACCUCAAAUGUAUUACUUGAAACGAGUUCAAAAUUGAAAAAUUAUCAGUAUGGAAGGACGAAUGGUCCCUCUUUGGUCUUCUCUGCCAAUUCGUUUUCUACUUCUGAGUCUAUUGAUUAUUCCUCUGGAAAAUUAAUUACAACACACGUUUCGUCCAUACGAUUUGAUAAAAUCAUCCGUAAGGGUUUGAAUAUAUCUCAGCUAGACUUUGAGAAGGCUUUUUAUGACCAAUUAUUUCGACUCAAUAAUGAGGUACUCCUUAAGAAGAGCCAGAAGGUCAAACAAUAUGACAUUUUGGAUUUGGUAAUUCGUGAAGUUGACGGCAAAAUCUUUGGCAAACGCACUGUUCUUGUUAACACUGAAGAGAAAUCAAAUGGUUUUAUUAUGUACUCAUCUUGCCAAAAAAUAUGGUCAAGACCGCCAAUAUUUUUGUUUCUCUGUGUAUUAGUUCUGUGUGUAGCACUUCUUACUGGUUCGCUUAUCAAGUUUCAAGCAGCGGACUCAAUUCCCGAUCCUGACGUUAAAACCAAUUCGGCUAAAAUGCUGCACACAUUUUCUGAACUUGAAUUCUGCAGUGAACCAUGGACAAGUUCAACAAGACAAUUCCAACUCACUGAUGCAUUUUUACUCAAUCUCGACAGCUCAAAAUCUGACGUUGUUUUCUCUCGAAAUGUUCGUCUUGGUAUUAUAUAUACCUAUAAACCUGUUAGUUCCAAAAGCAAACCACUUUUUGCUCAAAUGCGAGGGAGUCAUCUUGGGUUUACUGGCAGUGAUGCCUUUGAGAAAAUAAAUGUCUCUCUUUUGGUCCCUGAUUUCGAUCCAAACGACCCACCUUGCAAUGGUAAGCACUGCGUAAAACACAGCUUUGAUAGCUGUCUCUCACUUGCAGCGCCGACAAAACUCUUUCCUCAUUUUCAUGAUCACGAGCCCUGCACUGCGAAACAAUUAGAGUACCUUCGAGCGAAUAGCUCUGCUCGUUUAAUGUGGCAGAAGAAAUUUCAUUUGGUUGAUCGGCAAAGAUGUCGAGGGCAUAUCACUUGGGAACCCAAACUCUAUGGAGAAACGCCUCUUAUGCCAACCCUUUCAACAGAAGAAAUCUGGUUAAUCUCGGUUCGUCUCAUGUAUAUAAUCGGCUUCCUCUUGAUAUUGAUACUCACCAUAUGCCUCGCAUUGAUGUGCAAAAGUUCUCCUGGUCAGGGCUACCGGGAACUUCGUGCUACAACAACAACAACAACACCAACUCGAUGUCGCCCUGCCGACCGCCACCACCAACCGAAGGCGUCACCAAAACACUGA